GAACCUUCCACCUACGAGGGCGCUGGUGCAAACAUGGGCUACCAGGGGCAGCGCCGGGUCGUCCCGCCGCAGAGCGAUCUAGAUGACAGAGAGACCCUCGUUUCGGAGCAUAAGCACAAAGGGGAAACUUGUCGUCAGUCUGCUGCUGUUUUUAAUGUUGUCAACUCGAUUAUAGGAUCUGGUAUCAUAGGAUUGCCUUAUUCGAUGAACCAAGCUGGCUUUCCUCUGGGAAUAUUGCUUCUAUUUUGGGUUUCGUAUAUCACAGACUUUUCCCUUGUUUUAUUGAUAAAAGGAGGGGCCCUCUCUGGAACAGACACUUACCAGUCUUUGGUCAAUAAAACUUUUGGCUUUCCAGGAUAUCUCCUACUCUCAGUUCUACAAUUUUUGUAUCCUUUCAUAGCUAUGAUAAGUUACAACAUAAUAACUGGAGAUACUUUGAGCAAAGUUUUCCAGAGAAUCCCUGGAGUUGAUCCUGAAAACUUGCUUAUUGGUCGCCAUUUCAUUAUUGUGCUUUCCACCAUUGCCUUUACUCUGCCUUUGUCCUUGUAUCGAGAUAUAGCAAAGCUUGGAAAGAUCUCUCUUGUUUCCACAGUUUUAACAACUCUGAUUCUUGGAAUUGUAAUGGCAAGGGUAGUUUCACUGAGUCCACACAUACCAAAAACAGAAGAUGCCUGGAUCUUUGCAAAACCCAAUGCGAUUCAGGCUGUAGGUGUGAUGUCGUUUGCAUUUAUUUGCCACCAUAACUGCUUCUUAGUUUAUGGUUCUUUGGAAGAACCCACAGUAGCUAAGUGGUCCCGCAUCAUCCACGUGUCCACUUUGAUUUCCGUAUUUAUCAGUAUUCUCUUUGCUACAUGUGGAUACUUAACGUUUACCGGCUUCACCCAAGGAGACUUAUUUGAAAAUUAUUGCAGAAAUGAUGACCUGGUAACAUUUGGAAGGUUUUGUUAUGGCGUCACUGUCAUUUUGACGUACCCAAUUGAAUGCUUUGUGACCAGAGAGGUAAUUGCCAACGUGUUUUUUGGUGGGAAUCUUUCACCAUUUUUCCACAUAAUCAUAACAGUGAUUAUCAUCACUGUAGCCACACUGGUGUCAUUGCUGAUUGAUUGCCUUGGAAUAGUUUUAGAGCUCAAUGGUGUGCUGUGUGCAGCUCCCCUGAUUUUUAUCAUCCCAUCAGCAUGUUAUCUGAAACUGUCUGAAGAACGGAGGACACACUCAGAUAAGAUUAUGUCGUGUGUCAUGCUUCCUAUCGGUGCUGUGGUGAUGGUUGUUGGGUUCGUCAUGGCCGUCACAAACCCUCAAGACUGCACCCACGGGCAGGAGAUGUUCUACUGCUUUCCCGACAAUUCCUCCCUCACAAACAUCUCAGUGUCUCACUUUCAACUGACAACACAACCUCCCAUUCUAAACAUCAGUACCUUUCAGUGAGGUGACUGCUUUAAAAGACGUGGAUUUUUCGUAGACUUCUAAACUGCAUAAUAACAUUCACACAUGUUUUAGUCUCUAUAUGAUACAGUUGUUACUGGGGCAUUGGUGAAGACUUGGUUUUCUUUACUCUUUAGUCCAGUGUAAAAAUUAAAAAGACAAAGAAAAUUGAAUGUAUUUUUAUCUUAAACUGGGACAAAAUAAAUGCUUUAAUGCACUGCACUAACUAAUCUUAAAUGCAGAAGGAAGAGUGAAGCCUCUGGCAUUUGCUGCCGUCCUCUCAAAGCAUUAUUCUCUAUGUAAUAUGUGAGCUAAUAUAUUGUUGUCUAAAAUAAGUGGAUGGUUGUGGGUUGGAAUUUUGUGUAUGUGUCCUUUAUGAGAAAAAUGUGCUUUUUGUCUUUUAAAGUCUGUGUAAUCAAUGGGAAGGAAAACUCAAAGCUAUUAAUGAGACUAGACAUCUCAGGAGCAAAGUAAGCUCUCCAUUAUAAUUUCAGCUGCACUCCUUGUCUAGAGGGUACUGGAUCCCUGGAGAAAUGAGUAAAGUUCUUCGCACGUUACGAAGCAUGAAUAAUAGACUGGAUGUAGAGAGUAAGGUGUGUGAGGAAUCAAAACUUACCUCUCAGGUUUUGAUCCUGUGGGAAUAUGAUGGUAGUGCCAUUAAAUAUAUUAUAAAGCAAGGAAAAACCAUAAGAUGUUGUGAGGCACAAGCUCAAGAGAUCAGUUAUGCAUCAGCUUUGCUCCUGUUGAAUGUGAAGUGCUGGCAUGAAUUAUCGUCGGAAGCUGAGCUCUAGACUGGAAGCUUGCAGGAAGAAUCAGGGCUACCAAAGUGGCAUUCUCACUGCUCCUGGGGCUCCUCAGAGAGAUUCCUGGGAGCUCUUGUUAACUAGUUCUCCAGAAGCAGACAUUAAGACGGAGUUUGGCAUGGGGGCUAUAUAUGAGGGAUUAUAAAGGAAAGGAG
Vicugna pacos (alpaca) is the source of this 2380-nucleotide messenger RNA. It is a transcript of the gene SLC38A11, whose product is annotated as solute carrier family 38 member 11. NCBI's taxonomy places the organism in Eukaryota, Metazoa, Chordata, Mammalia, Artiodactyla, Camelidae. The record is from RefSeq and is a predicted model, not a curated record. Gene Ontology annotation, biological process: amino acid transmembrane transport. Gene Ontology annotation, cellular component: membrane. Gene Ontology annotation, molecular function: L-amino acid transmembrane transporter activity.